CCCGUUUCUCGCGAGAGUUUUCCGUACGACGGUUACCUAUAAACCCGAUCACGAAGUUUAGCUCUUUGGCUGUGCUCAGCUGCUCAAAAUGACACUGUUAAAGUGUCAGCAUUGUAUUGGAGAAGAUAAAGCAGCAGAGGACACAGAUCACGUGGAGAAAAUCUUGCCACCAGGGUACAGUCAUCUGCUGUGUCGUCAUGAACUGCUGGAAAUGUCAGGGGAUGUUGAAAACUUUCGAGCGGGUCUUAAAUUGCAGCUGACUACAGAGGAGGAGGUCCAAAAGUGGCUGGAGGACUUCCAAAAGACCUCAGCUUUAACAUGGAGGAAAUCCAGGACAUACCCUGAUUCUGGACGCUACAACAAAUACAGAGUGGAUCUGAGAUGCCAACACAAAACGUACAGUUCAUCAUCCAAGACAUCCAAAAAUACCAACUGCCCUGCUACCAUGUUUCUGAUUCUCAAGAGACAUAUGUAUGAAAGAAAGUCCAGAUCAGGAGACCCGCACAUAGAAGAGGGCUAUUUCCUUCAUGUGAACUUGAGGAACGAACAUAAUCAUAGACUGAACACUGCUGAGGUCAUGAGGUGGAGAGAUGUGUCUAAUGACACCAUUGAAAAGCUACAUCAGCUCUACAGAACUGGUCACUCUCCUUCAUCUGCACUCAAAAGCAUUAAAUACAAUCUGCAGGAAGAGGAAGGUGAUAACUACAUUUACGCUAUUGCAGAUCGAUCCAUUUGCCCGGACCUUCAGUUCUGCUACAGAUUAUACUACAAGCUUUUUCAAAAGUCAUAUGCUGAACCUGCAGAGAAGGACAUUUCAGAAGAGCUUUUUAAACCAUUAGAAUUGGAACAGUCAUGGGAGACGACAACAGUGACAGAUGGACACACUACAUGCAUUGAAGAUGGGGUGUCUGUAACUACUCUACCAGUCAUCACCACAGAAGGAGAAGAUUUUUCAGAAGACAAUGAGCCAGGCCCAAGUGGAGCUGAAGAGGUCGUCGGGUCUUUGGAUGGACAGCUCGAGGAGAUUUUUGGGAUGCUAAAAAAGAAGCUAAACGAGGAUGCAAGUUUUACACCACCUAUAAGAGCGUUUGUGUCCAAUUUCUUUCAAAUAAAGACUGACAGUGCUCUGCAGUCAUCACUUUUUUGUUUUGGUAAGGCCACUCAGACAAUCAAUCAGAUCAGUGUACAACCUGCUGCAGGUCCACGGAGGAAAGGGGCUCUGGCUGGACGUAGAGCUGUUGGCAGACCCCCAAAGAGCUCAAGAAGAGAGCACCCAUACUGCAACAGCAGAUCCAACAACACUCCCCAAACUCUCACAUUCUGUUUGCAGGAAAACAACACCCUUGAGAAGACAGUCCCCAACACACCACCACCAGCUUUUGGUGUGUGUGAAGGUCCAACUACUGUCUAGAGGAUAUUAAAUUAAUAAGCCUUAAGAAGCUGGGCUUUACAGUGAACAUCAUGAAAUCAUCUACUUUAUAUCUCUGGUCUUCUUGUGCACAAUUCAACAGUGCAUGUUGUUCUAGAAGAGGAAAUGUUUGUUUGUAUAUUUAAUUACAAUGUAACGACUUAUUGACUUUGUUCUGAUGUGUGGGUAUGAAACACACUUUUCACCAUGCAGG
This is a messenger RNA of Rhinichthys klamathensis goyatoka, 1622 nucleotides long. RefSeq lists its product as uncharacterized. The transcript is spliced from 9 exons. Lineage: Eukaryota; Metazoa; Chordata; Actinopteri; Cypriniformes; Leuciscidae. Bases 89 to 1411 code for a protein of 440 amino acids. The record is from RefSeq and is a predicted model, not a curated record.